This is a messenger RNA of Cuscuta epithymum, 2114 nucleotides long. The record is from the annotation of a GenBank genome assembly. Lineage: Eukaryota; Viridiplantae; Streptophyta; Magnoliopsida; Solanales; Convolvulaceae.
AUUAUUAGAAAUAACUUCAUCGAGCAAGGCCAUUACACAGCACGGUCGGUGAUCCUUCUCUGUCGUAGGGGUGUUUGAGCGUAGGCCGUAUGCUGGGGUCUAGGCAAUCGACGAUUGCUUCUACUAUUCUACAGUGAAGGCCAAGUGGACAGAUCCGACGCUAACAGAUUCCUUCGAAGACAAAUUGAAGCUAGCAACACCAAUUGGCAGAGGGGUCUAUGACUUUCCGUGUUUCCAAAGGUCACCGUGGAUCUGUGGUGGAUAGGGUUGGAAGGACUAAUAGCCAUACACUUGUUUUGGUAAAUUUGGCUUUCUUGAUGUUUGGAUGAAUGCUACACCAUUUGUGUUUGAUCCGGGUGGAACACCGGCGGUUUGCCGUUUUAUGGAAGGGGAGAAAUUAAAUUCCAAUAAGGUGGUUGAGGGAUUGGCACGCGUGAUCUGGUCGCCUCAGGUGGUGGAGGAAGAAGAUGACAUGAGGAAGCUUCGUCCCCGUCCUGAACUGCCGCCAUGGAGGAGUUGCGCGAGGUGGAACGGGCCUAGCCUCCAUCGGCUAGGGCAAAGUUUUGGCAGCGUAACCUUUACGCAGAUUUCCACGGCCGACGACGCCUCACUUCGGCAAAUGGCAGACGGAAUUCGCAAGGGAGCAGUAGGUAUUCCCCAAGGCUCGUGUAACAACACUUUCGACGAUCGUAUUCGUUUUCGAAUUGAAGCAAACGGCAUGGAGGGUGGGGACAACAAUGGCGUGGAAGCUUUGGCAAAAGCCUACGAUGAGAUGCUAGACUUGGAGGAAGAGGACGAGGUGCUAGUCGUUGCACCUAUGGCACAGAAUUCAGCGAAGCAUAAUCUGACCCUAGUGGGGACCAUUACAUCAGAAAAGUCGGUACGUUUCUCUCAGUUUAGAGAUAUUAUGGCAUCUGUGUGGAAACCCGAAUAUGGUGUUACUAUAACUGAAAUAAGCUCUAGACGAUAUGUGUUUCAGUUCUAUAAUGAGGAGGAUGUCAUUAGGGUUACCGAUGAGGGACCGUGGCUUUUUGACCAAAACUUGAUUGUUAUGAGUAGGCUUAAGGAGGGUGAUAUUCCCCUGUCUGUUCCACUAAAUAAAGCUGAGUUUUGGAUCCAAGUUCAUGAUAUCCCAGUGGGAUACUUCACUAUUGAGAAUGCGGAACGUAUUGGGAAUUUUUUGGGGACUUUUAUAAAAGCUGAUGAAAAUAAUUUCUCUGAGAAUUGGGAAUCUUUUAUGCGAAUUCGUGUUUGUAUUGACCUGGGGAAACCAUUGAAAAGGAAAUUAGUCUUGCAAAAAGAAGGAGUUAAUUUUCGUGUCAGAUUUUGCUACGAGAAACUGCCUAGUUUCUGCUUUUUGUGUGGAGUUAUAGGACAUGCUGAAAGCCAUUGUCCGCAUAUGCGAAGGAGCCAAGAAGUAACCGGCGAAAGGCCAUUUGGGCCGUGGCUUAGAGCUAUAAAAGGGGCUAAGCAGUGGAAGGAGAAUAAAUGGCUCGUUCCAGCUGGGAAAGGUUCCAAUUCUGAUAACAAAGCCAGGAGUGUAAAUAGCGAGGAGGGCGCGCGACCAGGUAUGAUGAAUGGUGGGCUCUCAUCACAAGAGAGAGGGUAUAUUGAGCAGAAACGCAGGUGUGUGGAGGCUUCAGGAGACUACCAGCUAGGUGACGAGAUGGAGCUAGAGCAUGCUGGGGGAAAAAACGGGGAGGAGGCGAGCUACGAACCUGUAGCUCGCCAGGCACAACACUGAGAAGCAUCGGUCGACCGCUUUGGGAAUUGAAUAAGGCAGAGAGCCAUGAAGACUUUAUUUAUGUUUGCUUUUUUCCUUUUAUCUUUCUCACUUUGUUUUUCUCGUUAUUCUGAACUCUAGUGGUAGGUUGGUUUUGAUUUUUUCUUGUUUGGUUUGGGAGGUUAGUUUUGGUGGAAGCGAUAAGGCUUGUUUGGCCGUUAAAAGCUUCGAAACUCUCACAUGGUUCGCGAAUAGUCUCGCUCCUUCUGGGGUGGUCUAUUCUAAGUCUAGCCAGAGAGUGGGGGGGCCUUUGGUCUAUGCGGAGCCUCAUGAGGAGGUUUGGCGUUACAAGGGGGAAAUAUGGUUAAAGUUUUGAUUGAGGAGAAUUGGC